UGAACUGCUGAGCGUAGAGGGGCGAAAAAUCUUACGGCGCCGUAUUUUAUAAGAAGAAACAACGUAUAUCUAUUUUUAAGGGGCUUUAACUUAACAGCCAAUGGGCCACAUUUAAGUUUAGGUGAAAUGUUCUAGCUCGGCACCACAAGUCGGUCAUUUUUUUUUUCUUAAUUGUGUGGGCCACUUCUGAGUACUUUUUGAGAAGAACCAAAUAUCCCGGAGACAGCUCAGCUUCGGGCUGGCGACCUUAUGUGGAUUAUACAGAAAAUAUGGGCCAAAUACCCGGUUCCUCAACGGGCAAAUCUCUGGUUAUCGUCUUUUGCUUCAUCCAGCUGUCUUUGGCUCUACAGUGUGUGGAUAAUGUGACACCAUGUGUUAACAAUGCUACGUGUCUGAACUUCAGCAAUGGCACUGGAUACUGCAGGUGUGCUCCAGGUUUCCUGGGCGAGUACUGCCACCAUAAGGAUCCUUGUCAUCCCGGCUUCUGCCGCAACGGUGGAAACUGCUCGGUGACGGUCUCAGCUGGUGUGCCAGUACCAGGCAGCCCCACCUGCACCUGCCCGCUUGGUUACACUGGACAGUUUUGUGAUGAACCCCAGAACUCCACCUGCUACCCCAACAACCCCUGUGCCAACCAAGGUGUCUGCACCCUCCUGCCCAACGACAAGUACAAGUGCCAGUGUGCCAGAGGAUGGACUGGUCCACGGUGUGAGCGUGAGGACAGCUGUCUGUCCAGUCCCUGUGCUAAUGGAGGUACUUGCAGCUCCCUGCCCGGUGGUCGCUAUACUUGUUCCUGCCCCUCUGGCUACACAGGUCAAAACUGCCUCAAUGACACAGAUGAGUGUGCCACCGCACCCUCUUUGUGCCAGAAUGAAGGAGUUUGUGUCAACACCCCCGGCUCGUACAAGUGCAACUGUGCCUCGGGGUAUACAGGUCGCCACUGUGAAACCCCCUACGUCCCCUGCUCACCGUCACCAUGCCUGAAUGGAGGCACUUGUCGCCCAACGUCUGAGACCAGCUACUUGUGCCACUGCCUUCCAGGUUUCAAUGGAACUAACUGUGAGAACAACAUUGAUGACUGUCCAGGACAUCAGUGUGCCAACGGAGGAACCUGCAUGGACGGAGUGAACACCUACAACUGCCAGUGCCCUCCGGAGUGGACUGGUCAGCACUGCACAGAGGAUGUGGACGAGUGUCGCCUGCAGCCCAACACCUGCCAGAAUGGAGGUACUUGCAGCAACCUGAUCGGCAGCUACGUCUGUGUGUGCGUCAACGGCUGGAGUGGACCCGACUGUUCAGAAAAUAUUGAUGACUGCGCCACAGCUGCAUGCAGUGCAGGCUCCACCUGCAUCGACCGCGUCGCCUCUUUUGUCUGUUUCUGCCCAUAUGGGAAAACAGGGUUGCUAUGCCAUAUAGACGACGCCUGCAUCAGUAACCCCUGCAGAGAAGGCUCUCAGUGUGACACCAACCCCAUCAAUGGCAUGUUCAACUGUAACUGCCCCGCUGGCUACGUAGGCAGCACCUGCAACAUCGACAGAGACGAAUGUAGCAUCGGAACCAACCCUUGUGAGCACGGUGGCCAGUGUGUGAACACAGAUGGCUCCUUCACCUGUAACUGUGUUAGAGGCUAUGCUGGGCCACGCUGUGAACAAGAUGUCAACGAGUGUGCCUCUAACCCAUGCCAGAACGACGGCACCUGUCUGGAUCGCAUCGGAGACUACUCCUGCAUCUGCAUGCCCGGAUUUGAAGGGACUCAUUGUGAGAUCGAAGUAGAUGAGUGUCUCAGCUCACCCUGCCUGAACCAGGGUAAAUGCGUCGACCAAGUCCACACAUUCGUCUGCGAGUGCCCGGCAGGCUUCAGUGGCAAGAUGUGCCACAUAGACAUUGAUGAGUGUUCCAGCACACCCUGUUUGAAUGGGGCCAAGUGUAUCGACCGUCCCAAUGGAUACGAGUGUGACUGUGCUGAAGGCUUCACUGGACUACUUUGCGAAAAAAACAUCGACGACUGCGUGCCAGAGCCUUGCCAUCAUGGUGUGUGCAAGGAUGGCAUCGCCACCUUCUCCUGUGAGUGCCAUCCAGGAUACACAGGCAGCAUCUGUAAUAUCCAGGUCCAGGAGUGCCACAGCAACCCCUGCCAGAACCGAGGACGCUGCAUUGACCUGGUCAAUGCCUACCAGUGCAACUGUCUGCCAGGAACUGCUGGUGUGAACUGUGAGAUCAAUGAGGAUGACUGUGCUAGCAACCCCUGUCAGUACGGAGAGUGUCAGGACGGCAUCAAUGAGUAUAAAUGUGUAUGCGCCCCAGGAUACACAGGGGCUAAAUGCGAUGUGGAAAUAGAUGAAUGCAACUCCAACCCAUGCAUGAGUGGAGGAACAUGUGUGGACAAAGUCAACAGUUUCUUGUGCCACUGCCCCCCAGGCACCCACGGCCCUCUUUGUCACUCUGGGACUGACCACUGUGCUCCACAGCCUUGUGUGCAUGGCGAGUGUGUCGAACAGCAAAAUGGGUACACCUGUAAGUGUGACCCAGGUUGGGUUGGGCAGCUCUGUGAACAGGAAAAGGAUGAGUGCCAGUCCAGUCCAUGCCAAAAUGGUGGCAGCUGUGUGGACCGUCACAACGGCUACACCUGCCAGUGCCGUCCUGGAUUCACAGGUGUGAACUGUGAGAGGAACAUCGAUGAGUGCGCCUCGGGGCCGUGUCAGAACCAAGCUGCCUGUAUUGAUGGAGUCAACAGUUACACCUGCCAGUGCAGUCCACCGUUCACAGGUAAACACUGUGAGGAGGAGCUGGUUCCCUGUGCCUCUCAGCCAUGUGAGAGGGGAGUGUGUCACCCAACUCCAGACUACACAUCCUAUACCUGUAGAUGUCCCAGCGGCUGGCAAGGUCCACGCUGCAGUGACGAUGUGGAUGAAUGCAGAAAAAACCCUUGCAAAAACAGAGGUCGCUGCACCAACAGCCAGGGCAGCUACAUGUGCAAAUGCCAGCCUGGAUACAGCGGACACAACUGUCAGACAGACAUUGACGACUGCUCGCCCAACCCGUGCCUGAACGGCGGCUCUUGUGUGGACGAUGUUGGCGGUUUCUCCUGUGACUGCCGCCCAGGUUUUGAGGGGGAGCGCUGUGAGACCGAGGUGGACGAGUGUGCCAGCCAACCCUGUCGCAACGGGGCCAUCUGCCGAGAUUACGUCAAUAGCUUUGUGUGCGAAUGCAAAGCAGGCUUUGAUGGAAUCCUCUGUGAACACAAUAUCCCAGAAUGCACUGAGAGCACCUGUCUGAAUAACGGGACAUGUAUUGAUGACAUCAACAACUUCUCGUGCCGGUGUCGUCCCGGUUUUCAUGGGAGGUUCUGUGAGUUUGAACAGAAUGAGUGUGACUCCAAGCCCUGUAAGAAUGGAGGCACCUGUACUGAUGGCUUUGGCACCUACCACUGCACAUGUCCCAUGGGAUACAACGGACAGAACUGCCAGAACUUUGUGAACCUGUGCAGUCAGGUGCGUUGCCUCAAUGGGGGCUCCUGCUCUCAGACAGAGACGUCCUGGACCUGCCACUGUCCUGUGGGAUGGACAGGGCUCUACUGUGACGUCCCCAACAUGUCCUGCCAGGACUUCGCUGCCAGGAAUGAUGUGGAUGUUGACAAGGUGUGCAAGAAUGCAGGGAGGUGUGUGAAUGUGGGUAAUUCCCACCAGUGCCUGUGCCAGCCAGGAUACAUGGGCAGCUACUGCGAGGAGAUGGUCGAUGAAUGCCAGUCAAAUCCCUGCCGCAACGGAGCCUCGUGCGUGGACUAUCAGGGCACCUAUGAGUGCAUAUGUAAGCCAGGUUACCAGGGGGUGAACUGUGAGUACGAUGUUGACGAAUGCCACUCCAACCCCUGCCUCUACGGAGGAACCUGUAUCAACCUCAUUAACCGCUUCACCUGUGCCUGCCCACCUGGGACUCAUGGGCUCCUGUGUGAGGUGAAUGUGGAUGACUGUGCCCCCAAGCCUGGCUCCUGGGGCACUCGCUGCCUGAAUGGGGGUCAGUGUGUGGACGGGGUGGGCCGCUAUACCUGUUCCUGCCCUCCAGGCUUCGCUGGAGAACACUGUGAGGGGGACGUCAACGAGUGUCUGUCUGGGCCCUGCCAUGCCCCGGGCAGCCUGGACUGCGUACAGCUGGCCAAUGACUACCAGUGCCGCUGUCGCCUAGGAUACACCGGUCGUCAUUGUGAGUCCAUGGUGGAUCUGUGCCUGUCUAAACCAUGCCACAAUGGUGGCUCCUGCUCCAUGAACAUGAGCUCGAUACAUGGCUACACAUGCGCCUGUCCUCUUGGUUAUACUGGCUUCAACUGCGGCGAAAUGGAGGGCUACAACUGUGCCAACCUACGUUGUCAGAAUGGAGGGCGUUGCAUCGAGUCACCGGUUGGCCACCUCCACUGCCAGUGCCUGCUGGGCUUCAGUGGGCCUCGCUGUGAGAUUGUGCAAGUCGGAUGCAAGAGCCGGCCUUGCCAAAAUGCAGGAAAAUGCAUCAAAGACCCUUCCAGUCCACUCCAGUACAGCUGCCUGUGUCCCACUCAUUUCUCUGGGCAACACUGUGAGAAAUCUAUCAUUGCUCCACCGCCUCCAGUCUGCCCUUACCUUGAGUGUGAGCGGCGAUCGGGGGAUAAAGUGUGUGACCCUCAGUGUAACAACCAUGAAUGCCAAUGGGAUGGAGGAGACUGCUCGCUCCACUGGCCGCGGCCUUGGAUUAACUGCACUGCCAGCGUACCCUGCUGGGAGCUCUUCAGAAACGGCCGCUGUGACAAGGAGUGUGACAACUCUGGAUGCCUCUUUGAUAGCUUUGAGUGCCAGGAGACACCACAGGCCAGCUGCAAAUAUGACAAAUACUGUGAAGACCACUACGGUAAUGAUAUCUGUGAUCAGAGCUGCUACACCGAGGCCUGUGGCUGGGAUGGUCUGGACUGCUCUGGAGACACAGCGCCCAAGGUGGCAGAUGGCACUCUGGUGAUUGUGGUGCAGCUGCAACCUAGGGAGCUGCUUGGGGACUUAAGAGGUUUCCUGCGUUCCCUAGGAACCCUGCUUCACACCAACCUGAAAGUGAAGCUGGAUGAAAAUAAGAAAUAUAUGGUGUACCCUUACUAUGGGAUGGAGGAUGAGGAGGGAGUACAGGCACACAAGCGUAGAACCAAGAGAGAACUAGAGAAGGAGAUUAUUGGGUCCAAGGUGUAUCUGGAGAUUGAUAACCGUGAAUGUGCCCAGAGCUCAGACGACUGUUUCUCCAGCGCAGAUCAGGCUGCAUCCUUCAUUGCAGCAGCUCACCUCAGGGCUGAGCUCCCUUACCCUGUAGUGUCUGUCUCCAGUGAACUAGGAGGGCAUGUUGGCCCAUCGUAUUUGAUGUACCUGGUCGGUGUGGCAGUGGUGAUCAUCUUGCUCAUCCUGGCACUGGGGAUGCUGGCAGCCAAGAGGAAACAUAAACACGGCACCCUCUGGCUGCCUGAUGGUUUCCUUCCUAAAAAGGAUGACAAGAGGAGGGAGCCUGUCGGACAAGAUGACUUUGGCAUGAAGAAUUUCAAGACACAGGAUGGAGCCAUGAUUGAUGGAAGCCAGGGUCAGAGAUGGUUAGAGGAUGAGGUACCACCCAAGAAACCAAGGACUGAAGAUAAGCCCCUGCUGCCCAUGGCUGUGGAUGGAGGAGUGGACCGGAGGGAGUGGACCGUGCAGCACCACAAGGCUGCUGACAUCACCCUCACUCCACCACAGGCUGACCUGGAUGCUGAUUGCCUGGAUGUUAAUGUCAAAGGACCAGAUGGCUUCACCCCACUGAUGCUGGCAUCACUGCGUAAUGGAGGAGGAUCAGACUGCGGCCUGCACGGAGAGGAGGAGGAUGAGAGUGGAGGAGAUGAACCAGGGCCUAGUGUUAUCUCAGACCUGAUUGCCCAGGGUGCUACACUAAUGGCCCAGACUGACCGCACAGGAGAAACAGCACUUCAUCUGGCUGCUCGCUAUGCCAGGGCGGAUGCUGCUAAAAGACUGUUGGAUGCUGGAGCUGAUGCCAAUGCACAUGACAACAUGGGCAGAACUCCGCUGCAUGCUGCUGUAGCAGCUGACGCGCAGGGGGUUUUUCAGAUCCUGAUCCGAAACCGUGCGACAGAGUUAGAUGCAAGAAUGAACGAUGGAACCACUCCUCUCAUCUUGGCAGCCAGGCUCGCUGUGGAGGGCAUGGUCGAAGAGCUGGUCCACUGCCAUGCCGACAUAAAUGCCGUAGAUGACCAUGGCAAAUCUGCUCUUCACUGGGCAGCCGCAGUGAACAAUGUGGAGGCCACUCUGGUGCUUUUGAAGAAUGGAGCUAACCGUGACAUGCAAGACAAUAAGGAGGAGACCCCACUGUUUCUCGCUGCUAGAGAAGGCAGCUUCGAAGCAGCUCAGGUUCUCCUUGACCACUACUCCAACCGUGACAUCACUGAUCACCUGGAUCGGCUGCCCCGUGACACCGCCCAAGAACGCAUGCACCACGAUAUAGUCCGCCUUCUCGACCAGUACAACCUGGUCCACAGCCCUCACAAUGGGCCCAACCACAUGAGUGGGAAUGGAGGGCACUCCUCCCUUGUGUGUGGGGCCAAUGGAGUGGGCUUCAUUGGCAUGCGCCCUGGACCUCAAGGCAAAAAGAGCCGGAGGGCUGGAGGUGGUGCAAAGGUGGGAGGUGUUGGUGGGGGAGCAAAGGAGCUAAAGGACAUGAAGGCCAAGCGGAGGAAGAAGCCUGCUGGAGGAGAGGGGCCAGGUGUGGGAGCUGGUGUGGGAGGAGGAAGCGGAGGAGGUACAGCAGGAGCGAGCACUAAUGGCACCAAGGCUGCAGGAGGCCUGACGGAGAGCUCUGUCACCAUGUCACCCGUUGACUCCCUGGAGUCUCCACAUUCAUACACAGGUGACACCUCCGGUGGCGUGUCCACCACAGCCAAUUCCCCUCCCCUCCUGGGCAGCCCCAGCUCCAGACCCCUGCUGCCCCCAGUUAGUCACAUGCUGGGCCAGCAGCAGGGCUGGGUGGGCAUGACCAAGCACAGCUAUGGCGGCCAUAUGUUUGGCCUGGUGCCACACCAGAUGGGAGCAUCCCACCCUGGCAUGGGCCAACACCACAGCCAGGGCCCAAUGCUUACACCCAUGAAUGUUACCAUGAGCCGGGAGCAGCUGCCUCCCAUUGUCACCUUCCAGAUGAUGGCCCCGGGGCCGGGAGGGGGACAGGCCAUGCUGAAGCAGCCCCAGCCUGGGCCGGUGCAGGUCCAACCGUCCCAGGGGCAGAACCAGAACCAGAAUCACUCCCAGCAGGGGCCGGGUCACAUCCACUGCACCCAGAGCAUGAUGUACCAGAUGCCUGACCAGAUGGGCAUGGGGCACGGGCUCUCCCACACCCUCCAGCACCCCCACACUCACACCCUCAGCCACGGAGGCCACGGGAUCGCGGAGGGCCAGUCUCGGCAGCUGCCCCCCUAUCAGGCGAUGCAGAGUCCUGUGGAUAAGUAUCCCACACCCCCCUCCCAGCACAGCUACACCACUGCUGGCUCAGAGGGCACCACCCCCGGCCACCCUGCCCACCCACCCAGCGAGCACCCAUACCUCACUCCCUCACCAGAAUCCCCUGAUCCUUGGUCGUCCUCUUCACCACACUCCAACUCAGACUGGUCUGAUGUCACCACCAGCCCCACCCCCCUGGGCAACCCCCACCACGCACUGCCCUCGUCACGCCACACACACAUUCCAGAGCAAGUGCAGCUGCAGCCUCAGUCGCAACAGACGCAGCAGGGCUCCCAGCAGCCUCAGCGUGGAAACAUGCAGGUGUUUGCAUAGGCCGGUCAGGGGAAAACAGAAAAGGACUGACUUUGGGGUUCUCAUAUUCUGUAGUUAAAACUACAACACUUAACUCUUACCUUGUUCGUCUUGCUCUGUUUUCAUUAAUUUCCCUGUUUCUUCUUUGUUAUUUUAAUCAAUCACCUCCCCUUUUGUGUUUUCUUUUUCUCUUUGCACUUAAGAAUACUGUUUAUAGUUUCUAAUCAAAACAUCACUGACUGUUGUCAGAUAGAAAUCAAAAGCUCUGAAUACCAAAAGGUGUGAUGUCAGUUGUCACAAGCUAAAAGUGUUUUCCUCUGUUGGCCCAUUGAUCACAGCCAAGAGACCUCCGCUCUGUUGGCUGCAUCAGGACUUUUCUUCGGGGUCUUUAGCACCCAAGACAAAACUGCUUAUUGAGGAAUCAACGAGGAACAGCCUAUCAGAUGGUUGGUAUUACAUGAGGAAAAUGGACUGUUGAGAUGGACGUUGAGACGGGACUUUAGAUAUUCUGCUGCGCUCAUUCUCACGAGCGGCACAGAGCUGAGCCUUACUUUUGGCUAUUUGUUUGACAUUUUAAUAUUGUAACAUGCUAUAUGCUAUCCUUCAAUAUUUUUUUUAAUGUGAUAAGCCUGCCAAUACUAACUCUCCGUUUGAAACAUAAACUCUACUUUUUUAUUUGUUGGGUCACAUUCAAUCAAUGUUAACGCUUUUAUUGUCAAAGCAAAACUGCCAAGUUGUUGUCUUAUUGUUUUUUCGUUCAUGUAUUAUUUCUGGUUUUUGAUAGGGCUCAAGGGGGAAUGUCAUAAAUGGCUUUUGCAUGGUUAAAAAAAACAUACAAAUACACACACAAAUGCAUCUAGUCACUAUGUGGUUCUAAGCUUGUGGUGUAAAUAGCUCUUCAUCAGUUUCAUUACAGUAGAUACAUAACUAGUGUUCACCCCCAGGCCUUGUCUGUAAGAAGUUAAUUUGAAAACCAAAUCAAAGUCUGUCUGAAUGCAAUCUUAUGUCUCUCUCAUGGUUUCUCAGCACAGAGGGAGUAACUGUCACUUUAGAUGACAGUUACUCCUUCAUGUGAUGGUGAGAAAUUAAAUGAGGGGGCUUGAGAACCUUUAUGCAAAACACACACACACACAAGUGUUGUCACACAUUAGUAUUGUUACUGUUGUGUUGUGGGGCAAGUAUGUUGAAAUGUACAUAAAUUAACAGGAGGUUCUACCCCAUAUUUACUGAGCUUGAUUUGACUAUGACAUGUAUAUGUUAAGAUGGCUGUUACUGUUCUAUACUAUACAAAUAUUGUUCACACCUCUUAAGUGAUUCAAAUGGUUCCUGAAGGUGUACUUUUUUUUUGCUUUGAAAUGGCUGCUUCUGUAUGUUUUCUCCUCCAAGAUUAUGUAAUCAUUUCUUGCUUAACUACAAUCAGUGUAUCUUUGCACAUUUAAUUGUUACACAAUUCAUAAAACAAGUCUGGAAAUGUGUAAGAUAGGUUGUACUGUCAAAAUAGGAGUCGUUUUUCUCUUGCUGAUGCUUCUUCAGAGUCGAUGUUGAGCAUAGCUUCGUGUGACUGCUCUGUAACCACAGACAAUCAUUCAUCUUUUCAGUUUUGCAACUUUAAAAAGAACAUCGGUGUCUCUAGACCAAAUUUAUUUGUCAGCCAAAUAUAUAAAUCAUUUCCAAAUUUCAAUCAGUUGUUGUUUUUGUUUGGAUUACUGUUACAUUGUGUGAUCUAUGAAAGACUAAAAUUUAAAUACAAUACAAUACAAACAAGUUUAUUAAUCCCAUUAGGGGCAAUUUGUUUGGAGCAGCUUGUUGUACACAAAACACAGAAACAUACAAUCAAAUAAAGAAUGCAAUAUACAGCAAAAAAGGAAAAAAAUGCCAGGGAAGCUUGAUCCGCUGUGCACGUACACACAUACACGUGCACACACUCACACACACACACACACACACACACACACACGAAUAUUCCCAGCAUCUGGCACUUAAAUAAUGUGAUGACCUUAUGAUGUCCCUCCAGGUUUACAAACUAUUUGUACAUUGGAUUGUCAGUCAGCUUAUAACUUGUUUUUUUUAGUAAGAGCCUAUGGAGCAUGCCAUUUCCCAUACAAAUCUGAGGCCAUUUCUGUGUGCUGUAUAUAAAACAUUUUUGUAUUUUCAUUGUACUUUUCUUUCUGUUAACCGUAAAUAGCCUAUAAUAUACAUGUCAUAUGAAGUAGUUGCCCUCACGUUUGUAUAAGGUAGAAGAUACUUCUUAUAAUAAAGAACAAACGUCUGUUGGAAAUAAACCAAAUGAUCAACCAAAUGUGCUUACUGAAAUAAAGCUCAGAUCUUGUAA
Myripristis murdjan (pinecone soldierfish) is the source of this 10122-nucleotide messenger RNA. It is a transcript of the gene notch2, whose product is annotated as notch receptor 2. The record is from RefSeq and is a predicted model, not a curated record. Gene Ontology annotation, cellular component: signaling receptor complex; membrane. Gene Ontology annotation, molecular function: protein binding; calcium ion binding; signaling receptor activity. NCBI's taxonomy places the organism in Eukaryota, Metazoa, Chordata, Actinopteri, Holocentriformes, Holocentridae. Gene Ontology annotation, biological process: cell differentiation; Notch signaling pathway; cellular response to tumor cell. The transcript is spliced from 35 exons. The coding region runs from base 270 to 7811 and encodes 2513 amino acids.